AUGGCCGAGGAAGGAGAGCUUUCGUCCCCCGAUGAACUGGAAACAAGUAAGAUUUUGUAAUUACUGUUAAAGGGAAUAAUACAGCGAAAACUGAGUGCAGUUUUUAGUGAUUGCAGAAAAUGACGCUGUCGCGUAUGGAUUAAUUUAUUUCAUAUCACGAGUUCUUUCAGCAAUGCAAAAUUCUUUCCUUUUGCGGAUGUUUUUGUUUAUUUGUUUCCUCUUAAUCUGUUUAUGCCUUUAUUUUUUCAUUGAAAUCGUCAACAGGGCGAUCGCUGGGUGUUGAAAAGGGCAAAAUUUAAUUAGCAUAGGCAGUUGUUUUGUCAGAAAUUAACAAUCCGGUUGAUUACGUAAAUACUGUAAUGAAAAUAUUGUUCGAGUGAGGCCUUAACAGCAAUAAUUAAAGAUUCAAGUUAAAAUCCGAGCUUUCACCGAUCAAAAGAUUCCACGCGGAGUGGUAUAUACCCAUUUUCAUCAACUUUGUCAGAGAAAAAUGCAAAAAAGAAAAAUGUGAAAACCCAAAUUAUAUAUAGGAAUAAAAGCUUAAUUAACUAGACAUACUGAUAAAUCACUUUAGGGUGCAUCCAUUUGCACCAUAUGCAUACAUCCGUGCAUUUGCGUUUGUUUUAUGCUUUAAAAACACCUAUGCUGCAAAAGAAUGCAUCCUACAGCCAUUUAUUAGUAAUUCCUAUUUAGCUUUUGCCUGUUUUUUCUUUUAUUAUAUUUCCAAGACAGUGUUAUUGUAAUUAGGUGUGUUUAAAAGUAGAUUUAAAGUAAAAUGCAUGAAAGAUGUAAGAACGGGGCAAAGGAUGUUUAAAAAAUUUAAACUGUUUACUGGAGUUUAAGCCCUUCUGUUAUGAAAAAACCCCAAGCUUACAAUUAACUUAAACCAUUAAUGUCCAGUUCUUAGUCUAUUAUUCAAACUCAUCGAACACCUGUGAUACUGGUUGGUUUCUAAAUAGUACAUUUUUUCCUAUCAGUUCAUAGUUUAAGUAAGCACCUUCCAUGUGGCUACCUUUAAUUCCUUCUUUAUGAUCAUCAAAAUUAAUUCGCUGUUACAGGCUGUGAUGGUGUAGAACUCAAUGUUCUUGAUGACAUACUGGGUGAACCUGCAAAUGAUGAGUUUGCUGCAGAGCUUGAUACUGCUGUUACCAAAACAAGUGGUAAGUAAAUAGUCACUCAGGGAUGAAACCAAGAACUGGCUGCUGGCUAAUUUAUCCUGCUGAAAAAGAGCUUAUCACCAGCUCAAAGUGAAAGAAAAACAAAUAUGUGUGGGAAUUUUAGAGAUGCAGAUUAGUAAAACAGCUGGCUUGACUAGCAAAAAAGCCUGCUUAUCAUUUUCUUAGCUACUUCCCUGGGUACUCUAAGAUGAGGGAUGGGUGUUUGUAUGUCCCUGAAAUUCUAAACCUGUUGUUUCACAUAUUUGGAAAGAAAGCCUUGUCCCUAUUUGUGUGUUUCAUAGGUGUCAUUGCAGUUUAACCAUCUUUGUGUCGUUUGUCGCCAUUUCAGCUGUCUUAUCAAGGCUGUGCUCCAAAAAAAAUUGAAGGAACCCGGUGCUCUGAACCCAUGAAAUCCAGGUUGCCAAGCAUAUGGUUUCUAUAAAAAACUAAGAUUUUCUAGCUGCCCAGGAGCAAAAGUUAAGCACCAGGGGCAACCGGGUGCUGCUAGAGGAUAGUCUUGCCGAUGUUGCUAUUUCCAAGCGAUAAAGUAUUGCUUGUUAGAUGUUUACCCUAACAGUUUCUCAGUAAAAGUUAUGAUUUGCUCUACUGUGAAUUGUGUGAUAGGCUUAUUGUAAACACAAUGCAGGCAUGAACUUUGUACCAUGUCAGGGCAAACAACUGGUGGUUGCAUGGUCACCAAUUCAAUCUUCAAAUGGUGCAGGAUGACUAAAAAGGUCAAAUUUGGGUCAAAUUCUGUCUCUAACCACUUAGUGACCUUAAGUUCAAUCCUUUUGCCACAUUUGAAGAUUGCUGACUGGUUUACCUACUGCCAUUUUUGAAUUUUAACUUGUUGUGUUGAACAUAAAGAUAUUGUGUAUUAUUAUUAUCUAAAGAGACCUGUCAAGGAGAGAUUAUGAUCAAGUGUUUACAUUGAAAAAUUGAAAUUAUUUUAUUUUCUAGCACCCAGCAGAAAACGAAGGGCAAGCAGUAAGGAGGUAAAAGGUGAUGAUUCAAAGAAGAGGCAUGUUGAAAAAGAGCCCAGCCCGAAGACUCAAGUGAAAGAAAAAAGCACAGCGAGUGGACAAAGCUUGAAAAACUCAAGUACAACUCAAGGAAAAUCCAGUAGCAAGACAACAAAGGUCGCUUCUGCUGAUGUUGAUGGUGCAAAAAACGAUGCAGAACAGGAGGUUAAGCUGCAGGUUAAAGAGAAGGAAAAUCAGAAUGGGAAAGAUGUGCCUGUUGAAAGUAAAACUAAACACGAGGAAAAGGAGAAAACACCCAAUAAGGUCAAGGUUAAUAGUGGUGGCAAGGAGAAAGAGAAGGUGAAGGAUAAAGAAAGCUCAAAGAACAAACAAAAAGAUUUGAAAGCUUCUGAUGGAGAUGCCAGCAGCAAACCUACUGAAAAGGAAGUGAAGAAGAAACAAGAGCAAAGAUCUGGAAGCAGCGAGAGUAAUAAUUCUAAAGAGGUUGUGGCUAAGGACAAACAAAAUGUGAAGAAAGUUGAGAAUGCUGCCAAGAAGACUGCGAGUCCCAAGAGGAAAGAAGCUGUAAAAGUUGCAAAGAAAGAAGUUGUGAAGAAAGAGGCUGCGAAGAAAGAGGUUGCAAAGAAAGAGGUUGUGAAAAAAGAAGUUGUAAAAAAAGAGGUGAAAAAGGAAAGCAGUAAGAAGGUAGCUGAGAGCAGCAGCAAAGUUCAAAACAAAGUCACAAAAGAGAAAGGAAAAACAACACCUGCUGAGAAGAAGAAAAGUACAGCGGCAUCAACCAAGAAAGAGGUUAAGUCAGCUGAGAAAAGCACACCUAGUGAAGCCAAGUCUAGCAGAACUCCUCAAACAUCCACUACCACUAAUAAGAAAGACAAACAAUCUGAGGUGAGUUUAUUUUUCUUGAGAACUGUCAUUUGUACCAAAAGUUAUGUAUUGUAGGAAAGAUAGUCGGAUUAAUUUUUGUUCAUCUGUAUGAAUAUUAAGUCUAUCCCCUUCAAUGCUGGAAGGAUUUAUACAACUAAAAAGUUUUUUUUCAAGGCUGCUCAGUAGUUCAAGGCAACCACCAAAAUGACUUGGUUGACUUGCUCAAGCUUAUUGCCUGGAGCCUGAUUUGCAAACAUGUUUAAAGUCAAGUUAUACUCUUAGUAUUAAUGCAAUUGUAGAAUAAUUAUGUCUUAACCUUGGAGAACUUCCAAAAUCUGGGUUCCCAGCUGUUGAAUUUCCAUCUGGAUGUUGCCUGGUCUCUAGGACAUUAUUUUAAAAAGUUGUUUAAGGUUUGUUUUUCCUCUUAAAUGAGAGUAUCAAGGGCAUGCUGAUUAGCUACAGUGUACAUGAUUAUAAAAGCAGAUCUGUACAGGUUUUUUUUGUUUGUUUCAGGACAAAAAGAGUGCUGUCGAUUCGAGUGAGGAAAUCACAGAAGCUAAAGGUUAGAGAUUGUGUACUGGCCUUGGCAUCUCAGGCAUCUGAAUUGCACUCAUUAGUGACAUGUUUUAGAUUAAUUUAUUGACAAACUAGAUCAUGCAUACCCCUAUAGAUUCAAAUUGCAAGAAAAAUGGUUUAAAUUCCUAAUUUACUAUGUGGAUUGAAAGCUGAUUUUCAAGCUGAUCUGACAACAAUGACUUAAUAAAGCAAGUGCAGUUAAACCCAUCACUAACUGAUGGGUGUGGGGAAAAUGUCUGAGUAAACUGAGGGAGCUGUGAGCAAGAGUGACGGUAACCGUGACAACUCUGUGAGCGGCAACCACCAUUGUCUUGUGUUUGACCCUUUAAGCCCCAAUAUCCACAUACAAAUUCUCCAGACUGAUCUCUAUACAUUUCCUUCAAGAAUAAGUUGAGAGAAUUUGAUAAAAGAUCAAGGCAUUUUCCCUUAGGUGAUCCUUUCAUUAAUUCUCAUAACCUAAUCUCUUGACAUUGUAUGGAUAUCGUUAGGAGAAAAUUGACGUUAGACACUAUUGGAAGUUAAAGGGUUAACCUCGCCAAAAUACAUUUAGGCACAUUUAAUUAACUAAUUAUUGGUAUAAAAUAAUUUAUAAACAAUAUUAGACAAUACUUAGGCUGUAAACUGACUUUCUUUGUACCCUGGGAAAGCGAAAUGUGUGAGCUUCUUGUCCUUUUGCUAAAAUUCCAAUUUUUGUUUUAGCCCUGGACCGGAUUUGACUGUAACUUGAUUUUGCAAAACAAUUCUUUUGCUUUAUAGACUCAAAUGACCAUCUUGUUUCUUCAGCGGACGAUCAGCCUGUGGAAGAAUCCUCAUCAGAAAACAAAGCUACAUCUGCGGAGGAGACAGAGAAUGCGAGCAAGUUUGCAGCCGGUGGUAAAAAGGAGGAAGAAGAAGAGACAAUGGAGGUUAUUGAUGAUCUGGAAGAGGGUAGCGAGGGAAGUAACUUCAGUGCAGAUGAAGAGUUUAGUGAUGGGGAUGAAGUAGUUGGAUCAGCGACACCCUCCUCAUCUGCAUCGUCUAAAUCGGAAUCAGGUAAUAAUAAUAGUGCUUGUCAUAUAUUGCACAAAUUAACAUACCGUAAAAUUCCGAAAAUAAACCCCUCCAUGUAUAAGCUCCUCCAAAUAUAAGCCCCCCCAAACUCGUGACCCUCCGUGAAAUCGUGAAAUUGCCUCUCCGAAUAUAAGCCCCCCAUGGGCUUGUACUUGGAAAAUUGCCCUCAAAUACAAAGUAAAACAAAGCAAAAACGGUAAAUUUCCUUCCAACUAUAAGCUAGCCCAAUUGAUUUUGCAACACAAACUUCCCUCCAUAAAUAAGCCCCUCAAAAUUUUAUGGUAAAAAUAUGAUCAAAUGGGCAUUACACAAAUGAAAGUAGGUAUCUAGUGUAAGUAAGUAUCUAGGGCCUGAUUCCUCAAAAGAUGGUUAAGGCUACAUUCAUAUGGCAGCAGAGGAAUUUUCGACUGGGCGAAAAAUUUUAGCAGACACUUUGUUCACACUGAACUGUGCAAUUAUUUUCACUCUCUUCACAUGGAACUUACAAACCAGGUUGAAUCUUAACUUUUGUGAGAGGUUGUACCAUCUGCCCAUGCACGGAGCACUCCUUUAGCAAAUCCAGAAUGCGUACUUUCAUGCAACUGCACUUUUGCUGUUUUAUGAUGUUCACACUGUGCUGGUCAAAUUGUCAACCAUACCGGCUUAAAAUCUUUUCUUCAUUUUGGCAUUUAUAACAAAGCUAGGAGUCAGAUUAAAGCUAAUCACAAACAGUGAUGGCAUUAUUUUGAUAAAUGCAAUGCCACUUUUUUAAAGUAACUGACUUUUUCUUUUAUAGAAAAUCUGAGCGAUGCAGAAGACAAUGAGCAAGAAAAGAAAUCCAAAGUGAAGAGAAGAAAGAGGAAGGCCACAUCUCCAGCAGAAGGGACUCAGUCAAGUGAUGAAAGUGACAACUCGUCAACAGAGAGCCUUCACAUCAAAAGCAAAGUGGCUAAGGCCUCAUCCAGACAGAAAAACAAGGUUGAUGUGGAGGACUUUUUUGAAGAGGCUCGGUAUUUUGUGAUGAAGAGCAACAAUCAUGAGAAUGUUGCACUCUCGAAAGCAAAGGUAAACAUACAGCACAGUUUCUGAAAAUAUUUUUUUAAUUGUUCAUUCAAAAUAGUUGCAACUUCAAAACAUUCUUUCCUUGGUUUAUGUUAAGUUCCUGACUUGGUAACAUUUUGACCGUUUAUCAUUGGUUCCAGGAUAUGAAAGAAAGUUUACAAAUGUAUUCUAGCAGAUAACAUUCCACUUUUCAAAUUUUAAGGUGCUGCAACACCUACCAUCCAUGUCGAUGGAUGCUUUUGCCAAGUGGUUUUUGUUCAGUUUUGUUUUGAACUCUGAAAGGGUCAAUAUAAUGUACCUCUUAACACACACUCAAACUUGGUUUAAAAGAUCUUUGACCAUGGUGACAACCAAGCAUUUAACUUCCAGAUUGGACUACUGUUGUUUUGUUAGUAAAUUGUUCCCAAUCUGUGCUUUAUGAACAUGAACCCCUGCACUGUGCUGAAAAAGUGUAAUGUUUUUUUUUCAUCAGGGUGUAUGGUCAACACCUAAGGCAAACGAGAAGAAGCUUAAUGCAACAUUUAAGGUGAGUUUCUUUGUGUGAUACUUAGUUUCCCAUUGCUUUUUAACCAACAGUAUUAUCAAAAAACAGUUGCUGUCAUGAAAUUGCAACAAGUGGACAGUGCUUUUUGUUUGUUUGUUUGUUUGUUUGUUUUAUGAGCUGGUUUAGAAAUAAAUAGCACAACAAUAAAGGUCAGUUGAUAAUUAAUUUGAUAUUUGAAUACUGUUCACAAAUGGAAAUUUUAGGAAUUGAGUAUGCUUACGUGUGCCGUUAAUAAUAACUAAUGCAUACAGUUUAUUUCAGAGUGGUGGCAAAUUUUUGUGUACUUUCCUAUUGUGUUGGUGAUAAUUGACCCUCAACUGUCACAUUUCACAGUAAAAGAUCUUUUGAAUUCUGUAGAUGAAAUCAAGGCAAACAUAAAUAUAAAAUUAAAUUACAAUCGCCACCAUUUUGGAAUAAAGUGUGUUAGUCUAGACCUGAGAAAACAGUCGACAUUUCACAACACCACCACUUUUACGUCUGUGGAAAGAGUGCGGAAAUUCCACACUGGCUGAUGUGCCACGAGUACUACUCAGAUCUGGGUAUAAGCAAAUUUCCCACUUGGCUAAACCGAUUAGAAGCACUACCCAGAUCUGUUAGUGAUGCGUCAUCAUAUGCAGAGUUCGCACGCACCCUGAAAGUCCGUGAAUUUUAAAAAAAAAUUCUAGGCCUUGAAAAUCCUUGAAAAUUGCAGUUGUUGCUGGAAACUUCUUGAAUUUCGGUGCUAACUUUAUCCAACCCAGAUUCUCAAGUGCCUACAAGGAGCAAACACCUUCAGGAUAAAAUUGGUCGUGUUGUGGAGGAACUAAAAAAAGACAUAAUACUCAAGGUUCUUUUUUGCAUGGAAUGGAGACCUUGAAAAAUAUGGGAAAUGUGUCCUUGAAAGUCCUUGAAAAGUCCUUAAAUUUUCUGUUCAAAAAAGGAUAUGAACCGUGAGUAUGGAAUUUCACGGUUGUUCCUCAGACAUCUUUUCACAGUGAAAUCAGAGGCAGCAUCGCAAACUGUCAACUGUUUCCUUUGGCUAGUAUUGGUCCUUUUGGUUUUUCAAGCUACCUGUACAGUGGUCAUGUUCUAUUUCGAUCUCUUCUUUCAGAGGUACAAAAAUGUCAUCUUAAUCUUUUCUGUAAAAGAAAGUGGAAAAUUUCAAGGAUUUGCUCGUCUUGCAUCAGAAGCAAAACAUGGAGGCCCAACUAUGCCGUGGGUAUUGCCGCCAGGAAUGAGUGCUAAGGCUCUUGGAGGAGUGUUCAAACUUGAAUGGCUAAACAGGUAUCACUGAAACUUAGGCAAUUUGUGCAUGCUCAUUGGUUCUGACCUAUUGUUUAUAAUAGAAUGAAUGCAAUAGUUUACCUCCUCUAUCUUCAAACCAGCAUACUAUCUUUAUCCAGUAGAGUACAUUGUACAGUGCAGUUAUUGGUAGUAACCCUGUUACUUAAGUAAUGAAUACAUUUUUGUAGGUCCAGCCUCACUGUGGGCAUCCCGUGCCAUAAGUAGGCUGAUUGAAUUCAGCUUUUCUCAGAAUCCUCUGCUUUGAUGCCACAUGGUCUCGGUCAACUUCAAAAAACAAUAGGUUUAAUGAUCAAGACAAGAGCUCUGCACGUGCAUCACGCUUUUUAGUACAUUUCUUUGACGUCCUCUGCACGACUACGACGUGAAACCUCCUAACUGGACGUUUUAUGGAGGACGUGGACAUACGACGUCGAAUUUUCUUUCCUCUUUUUGAAUGGAAUAAGAUCCUUAAGAAUUCAACUCGAGGACGUUUUAGCGGGUCCAAAUAGACGCGAUUAAGUUUGAAAGAACUCAAAUUCCUUUUUUUAGCGACAUUUUCACUGCCGUCGUCGUCGUCGUUGCGUAAGGUCCCUAAUAACGAACUUUGGCAACGGCGACAGCUACGGCAACGAGAACAUUAAAAAAAAGACGUACUUUGCUCGUGAUCACGCUUUUUUGAACAUUUCUUUGCCGUCAAUGCACGACUACGACGUGAAAACUAUGUCUAGUUUCCCUUUUUAUGAGGGACAUGAACAACCGAAGACGAAUUUUUACUCCUCUUUCUAAGUACGGUCUCCAUCAAAUCAACUCCAGGGAAAUUCCCCUUACAUUUCACAUUUUUAGCGAAUUGGAAUAAGCGCGAUUUCAUUUUAAAAGUGACGUUUUCAAAACCGUCGCCGUCGUCGAUGAUUAGAGAGCUUUAGAUUUGAGGACGAGGACGACUGCGGGUGCGAGAUUUUACUUCAAGUUUUUUCGCGUGUUGUCGAAAAAUAUUUAACCCGGAAAGCUUCAUUGUACUAUUUGUUCUCCUGAAAAAUUAGUGCAAUUAUUUUUAUUGGAGAAGGUUUAGCCCUUUCCCGGUUGCAAAAUGAUUAAACAUCUAAAAUUUGAUAACUUGUUCCCGCCACUUCGACAUUUUCUCGCUGAAACUCGUAUUAGAAUGACGGCAGCUACCACUUUUUCCCGCCAAAAUGACGUUUGUUCACGCGCGAGCACUACUUAGUACUGAGAAAAGCUCGUACUCGUCUUAGAAUUUAAAGCUCUCUAUUACUGUACUAGUUAGUACUAAAUAAUGACACUUACCAACAGGAGAGAGCUCUGGUUUAGCAAGUGUUUACAUCUAAGGAACCCGUGGAAUGACAACAAGGAAGUGAAAAUAUGCCGAGAUGGACAGGUAACUGCUUGUGCUCUGUGGUUUGAUACUUUAAACAGACAGUUUAUUAUUAUUUACACAGUAAUCUUCAAGAGUUUUAAUAACUCCUCUAGUGGGGUUAAUUUAAAUCCUUACAGUGUUUUUUUUUUUCGGAAUUAUUUUAACUCCAAAAAGGAGUUUAAAGAACUCUUUUUCAGGAGUAAAAGUCACCCCCGAUUUGGAGUUACUAUUGUGGAGUUAAAGUAACCCCCCAAAAUGGGGUUAUCCUGUACCUAAAAUUUUUACUCCAUUUUUGGAGUUAUAAUAACUCCCUAAAAAUUACUCUAUAAUGGAAUUAAUAUUAAUAAAGCAGUACGUCUCAGACUCUUUUGCACCAAGGCAAGUAAUUUUUAUAUUUAAUAUAUCCUCGUCAAAAGAAGAAGAUGCAAAUUACUAUUUUUCUCGGAAUGUUAUGAUGAUAAGGUUUAUCUUUGUCCAGUUCCUAUGAUAUAGAUAGCAUACCAUUACGGAAAUCAAACAUAGACAAAAAGAAAGAGGUAUUCGUAAUAGUCUUUUGUUUUAGAUGUAUCUGUUGAAAAUGGCAUUAGUUAGAGUAAGCUUGAGUAAAAUUCUUUCACUUAAGUUGUACCUUAGUUCAAUUGUAUCCGUAGCUAGCCACCUUGAGAAUAUUUGUCACCCAAUGCCGGAUAUACUAGUAAUGUAGUUUAACAAGUUUAGUUGUAUAAUUGAUAAAUUCGAUCUCGUGCCAUUCAUUUGUCCACGUUGUCGGUAAAAGCGCAUUUUUUUUACUUUUUAAUUGUCUUAUUUACAGGAAGUGGAGCCGUCCGUGGGUGAGGCAUUGUGCCGCUUGUUUCCCGAAGAUGAAACUGUAGACAUCAACACCUCGCAUCACUCGUCAGAACGUCGUCACCGGAAGGAAAGAGAUCCCUCUAGGUUAGAACCAAUCAUCAUCUUUGCCUGGUGGCGGAUGCAAGUCACUUAAAAGCCCGUAUCUGACUGACUGUGCAUGAAAUACCCAUGGCAUCGCCGCACAGAGAAGUGUGGUUUUGCUUACUUUGCAAAAGGAUCACGAUGCAUCUCUGACAGAGAAUCGCGGAUUAUCUCUGUUUAUUUCCUUAGUAUCUGGAAUCACUUGGUAUAUUCCUCCCCAAAGGGAAGGUGAAAGCAACCCAGCUCUCAAGAUUUGUGUUGGAAGGUUUCCCUUUAUUCGACAUUCCCGACGGAGUUAAUUUUCUGUUCUCAUGUUAUCGUAUAUUUUGCUAUACUUUCUAGGAUGCGUGGAAACCACUCUCAAGUGGACUUAAGGCCAAUCAACUGCCUAGGACUAACAGGAAUUCGAGAAUUCCUCAAAGAACUUGCUUCUAAAAAAAGACUAUUGUAUUUGGUCUCAUAUCAAGAUCUUGUGUCGAAAAUGGACUCGCCUUCGGACCGAAAAAAAUUUACCUACAGCUCCGGUCUCUGCCAACGAAUUAAGCAGAAGGACGAACAAAAUUGCAAAUGCUCUCUAAAACUGUUUUUCAAAUUCAACGGUCAAAUUCCUUUGUUGUUCGACAAGAAAUUUCUUUUGCAGCUCAGCUUUUGCAUACCAUAACCCGAUGAUUAAUGCAAAGAAUGUUGGCAUUAAUCAUUUUUUUGCUGUUGUACCAUUUUUGCCUGCCAUCCAGGAACUUCUUCAGUUGUUAAUUUAUUUAUGGUGUAAUCCAUUCAUGCCUGACAACAAGCAAUUUAUGGGGACUCGAAUGCGGUAUAGGGAAAGCAUCAAGGGACAUAUUAGGCGUGUUACAUAACGGGUGUUAACAGGACUUGACUGGACUAAGGCUUUUUGUUAUGUGUUUCAGUUCUUUAUGCUUUUGUGUACACCUCAGUCUUCGGCAGUGCAAUUCCUGCGGUGCAAAUUGCAUUAUGUAAUUCUUAGUGCCUGUGUGAUGUCGUUUUGCUUGAGCAUAUGAUGUCAGCAGUAGCGAUGCUGGACGGUUAAGACUUGUGAAAUUUAUCCUCCUUGGGAAUUGAAAGAUUAGUGUAGAGUUUGCGGUGAGCUCAAGAACAGGACUAGAUAUCUGCAUCACCUAGGACAAUAUUAUCAUUGAUGCCAAUCUGCUCCAAAGUCAGUUACGACAGAGUUGGUCACCAAGGAAUGCAAGUGAUAUUGCAACCACAAUGCAAGGAAUGCAAGUGGUUUGUAUUGCAACCACACUGCAAGGAAUGCAAAUGGUUUGCAUUGCAACCACACUGCAAGGAAUGCAAAUGGUAUUGCUGUUUAUGGAGGUGAUAGGGCUGUGAUUCAGUUAAUUGAUUUCUAGAACGCUUUACACGUUGCUAGCUUGUGAUCACUCAUUAUCAUUUUGCAGUGUGCUUAGCUUGUCGUGAUAAAGGUACAUUUCUUUAACCCAGGGGAUAAUCACUGUGUCCAUUGCCUUGUGUGAGGAUGAGGGGGGUAAGAAUAUGUUCUAACGUGAAGAUAUUAUUGUCAUUAGGCGUCGCCCUAGACACUCUGAUGAGCUACGCAAAUCACGAAGAAAGCGAAGAGGUAAUUUUUUCUUCUUGGAUUAUGUCUUCUGUUAAGCACGUACAAAGGCGACUUGCUCUACGUUUGACGAUUUUGACCAUUGAUGGGAAGGAAAUAAUUAUUUCUGCUCUUAUGGUUUCUUGCGAAUGUUGUUCCCGCGAAUAACGAAUCGGCAAAGGUCAUGGGGAAGGCUGUUUUCUUUGGCGUACUUAUUCAUCUCGAUUGUGAUUUUCGUACUCCUUGAUGGAUCAGGAACGUCAUGACAGGAACAACUCAUCCUGCGUUAGAACCAGCUCCAAACUGUUUUAAUCGAACUUCCGUAAAACAGCUGAGGAUAUAUCAGGCUAAGCGAAAUGAUAAAAAAAAAAGUUCUGUAGGACGUGAUGAGCCAGAGUUUAAAAAGGAUUUCAAGUUAGAGGGAGUAGCCCCUGAAUUAAGGAGUGGCACUGAGAGGAAAGACACUGACGCAAAUAGCAAAGUCGUUAGUUGCACUUUGGGCGUCUUAGAAAUGGUGACAUUUAAUGGAAUUUUAAGAACAGUUGUCAUCGAUGGCAUUUAUUCCAGUGACGAGUUAAGGACUUCCUGAACUUACCUUUCCCCAGUUCCUUUUUUCUGGUUCAAGUGAGACACCAACAGAAUUCCAAGAAACGUAGAAGCAAAGGGUAUAAGCUGCCAUAGCCGAGUGUAACGUAGCGUGUAUUGUGUUUUUGUUUAUUUGUUUGUUUGUUUGUUUGUUUGUUUUUUUUUUUUGCAAUAAGCAUCACUGGCGAUUUUUUCCCUUGAGAUUCAUUUUAUUGUAAAGCGUGUUUUUCUGUUGUGGUUGUUUGGUUUCCUAACCCUUUUCAUUCUGGAGAUAUAAAGUGCUUACCAUCAACGCGCCAUUCCGUUAGGAAAACCUUGGAACAUUGGCUGUUAAAGUCGAACAUUUUUUCUACUCUUUCUGUACUGUUCAGUUGUGUUGGCUGCACUUUAUAGUGGGUUUUAAUCAAGCUUAAAUUUAUCGUUAAAUGUUAAUGCACGUGAUUUUUAACCGCAUGGUUAAUGUGUAAAUGGAAAGCAACUAAAGGCCUCCUCACAUGAGUUCGGUUGAUCGGGCUGGCCCGGUUACCGGAACCUUUUCUGAGAAAUUUUAGCCCGGUUUACGAGAUGAGGUAAGGCCGAAGAUCCUGGGAACGAAUUCUGGUGCGAAAUUCUGGAAACAAAGCAAAUAUGACGAAACACAAACUUAUAACCUUGCGCCUAUCAUACCUUUGGCAACUCUUAUAGCUGAAUGGGAUGUUUAGAAAAUACAGCGGGCAAAGCAAGACGAUGCCAUCUCGUAGCGAAAAAUUCAUGCCGCUUUCAUCACGGUAACCGGGCUGAAGUGUUCGUAUGGCCAAAUUUUCGGGUCCGCUUCCUACGUUCCGGUUAAAAAACCGAGCAAGCCCACCCUCUCAUAUGAUGUGAACACAUCAAAAUUUCGGAAUCCAGGCCUGCCCGGUCAACCGUGCUCAUGUGAAGGGGCGCUAAGUUCUAACUUUCGGGUCUGUAAAUGAAAUGCCUCACCUGUGACCAGAGGAAUAGUUUUACACAGUGUCAUUUGUUUUAAGUUGGACUUAAAGGCUAGUUUUGUUUAUGUAAGCUAACGUAACAUAACCUUGUCAUGGUGAUUGGUAUAAUGCUUCCAGCGCUGACCCUAGUUCAGUGUUCAAAAGGUGGAUCCGCUGGAUGAAUCUCUAUCGAGUGGAUAAAGCAAUUGGUUUUGCUAACGCGUAUCCACUGGACAGUGAUUUAUACAGUGGAUAGCGCUAUCCAGCGAUUGAACAACCGUGGCUACGACAUUAACCCAAACGGCGGGGUAGUUCUACGUGAUACUAGUAUUGCAUUCUCAUUGGGGUUCUUUUAAGCCAAGCACUAUUUUGACAGACUUCUCUUGGAGAGUCGUUUUUCUUACAAAGCCCACAAUGUACUAAAGGAAAACAAUACAAACAUUCCGGGAAUACUAUAAAACCAGAAUUAUAUUCAAAUUGCUUUUUAGUUUCAGGUUCAAGACAUCACCCGCGAGACCAUCGAGAUACUUCACCAAGGUACGAGGACAGGUAAGUUUUAGCGAUGCCAUUUCUCUUUUUCGAAAAAACCUUUUCCUUACUACCAUUUUUUUUGUUUAGUCGUCACUUGACUUAAUAAACCGCUUCAAUGUUAUUUUUUUCUUUGGGUCGAACACUUCUUAAGACUAUGAUCUAGUUUUUAAAUUUAUUUCUUCAUGAGUAAUUGAUUCGAGGGUAUUCAUAGUAAUAGCAGGAUGUAGAUUUUUUUGUGUGUAGAGAAAGACAAUUGAUUAGAACGAAACAGACUUUAAGAUUUUUUAUAUCUCUAACAGAGGAUACGUGAAGAUUAAAACUGUUGUUGGGAAGACUUUGAAGAUUGAUAUUUCAUUUUUGUGACUGAUAUUUCAUUUUCUUCAUUUAUAAUUGUUGCGCAUUAUUUUCAGAACAAAACCCAAUAAAGAGUACACAAAACCGCGCAGAGGAAAAAUACUGUACGUGAUGAAUACGAAGUUCUUUAAAAGUAAUUCUUGUAAAACCAACUUCCUAAACGUACUAGAGGAAGCAUAAUCCUUGAGCUUAUGAUAGGUAGUGUGUGAAAUCUUUAUUUACAUGAGAUGCUUUUUUGCUUUGUAGAUCUCGCUAUGGAGGCGUAAGACGAGAGACUCUUUUGCAUGGAGUAAGUGCUUUUCGCUCCCUAUUUUGUUUUUCGAUAUGUAAGAAAUACAACUGACGCGUUUGCGUGAAUUAUGGAUUCUUCUUGCUGAGUGCAGCUUUUGGCCAGCUUUUUGUGUCGCAUGGGUUCCAUUUCCGCUUCUUUCUCGGUCCUCCCCGAAAAGAGACUUUUACGGGAAGACAAGGUCUUAUUUUAGUGAACAGCGGCUGGUAAUCGAGCCUAGUUUCCGCAUGGGACUGGGUCAGUGUGGCGUCGAAUUGCUCUUUGAGAUUGUUUUGUGGGACGGAAUUUAGACCCAGUUUCUUGCGCAACUUUGUAUUAACCAAUUAGAAAAGCGAAAGCAUUCUUAAAACAGUCCCAUAGUACACUGCAACACAACGCCAACCCUGUCUCAAGCACAGCCUCAAACUAGCUAGUGAAACUAGUGCAUCGGCAGUGGCGGAAUCAGGUCUUAAAUUAAGUGGGGUCCCCGCUUAUCCACACUCCAAUAACAGGGAGGCCCAGCACUAAAACAAAUUUUCUCGGCCCCGCGGGCUUCAGUUUGGCCUACAAGUAAGGUAGGGACCUAGGCCCCACCGCUAGUUCUUCCACUGAUUAGUGGGUCCCAUCGUUGAUCAGUCAGGGCUUUAGGGAUGGACCAUGAGAAAAGUUAUGGGGGGUGGGUGGGGAAUUUUCCAGCCGCAUGAUUCGUUAAUGUUUCCCUUCUAUGAUUUAUUUAGGCUAGUGCAGGAAUAUUUUUUAGGGUUUCUUGACGUGCGUGACUUGUUUCUUCAUAAAAUUUUCCCUUGCAUAAAGAUUUUAUUGUCCUUCGCCCGCUCCCCCGCCCACCCAUACGAUUUCUAAUGGUCCGUCCCUUAUGACAGGUACUUGACAAAGACCGAUUAAAGAGCUCCGAUAUAAGUAAUUUUAUUGUCAAAACUAACACUCCUUUCUUUUCUCAGUCCUAUUCAGAUUAUAUGCGGGAGUACCAACGCUCACGACAUUCCUCGUCUCUUCAUUCGAUAAGAGUAAGAUUUUUUUUAUUUAUAUAUUUUGUUGAUCUUUAUUUUUAUGGGUGAGCGGAAGGUCCGUUUUUCCUAUGGAAACUUCCCACUGGAACGACCCAGACCAUUCGGGCGCUUUUUAUUUACGUGGGCAAACCGGUCGGUUCACGGACUGACUUUUUGGGCGAAUGGAAAGCACAGUUCCGGACUAUAGAUUUUGUCCCGGAAACGUGUUUACCAUUUGCACAAAUGAGUUCCUUUGACCGGAAAACGGCGGCGAAGGCCUGAAACUGUUAUCAAAGGUGGGUUGAAGAAAUGGAACUCGCUUUCUGUUGGGAACUUUCCGUCCGGAAAGCACGGGACUACCUUUUCUUAUGUUCCGUUGCUCCCCUGAAAUUUUCCACUGGAUCGACACGAAAAUUCGUGUUCAUUUACAUCCCGACCGGAAUUCCGGGAACCUGUUGGUACAAAACGAAUGUUGAUGGAAAGCGCCCGUCACGUUGCGUUUACUUUCCAACCGGAUUUUAGAGGCUUUUUGUAAAAUUGUAAACAACCCGUGUUGGUCUUUACUCUAUGAAUUGAUCGUUAAACCCGUAACUGUUGUUUUCUUUCUUCUAGUCGCACUUUCCUUCUCGAACGGUUGAUCUGCCGUCUUAUUAUCCCAUCCACAUGGGCCAUGGUGGCUCUCGUAGUGGAAGUAGCUACCACAGAACUGUAAGUACUUUGUCUCUUUCGCCAGAACAGAUGCAUUUUCUGUGCAUCCGGGUGACGUUUUUGGGUGCAUGUAAAUGCUUAUAGUUACUACAUGCCACAGAAAUGAGGGUGAAACAAGUAUUUUCCGAAAAAAACAAAACCAAAAAAGGCCCUCUGCGUAUUGGGCACUACAUUACGAGCAGUCUUUCUUUUUAAUCCGUCGAACGAAGGGUGUGAGACACGAAAAUGACCACUCGCAAGACUAAUGGCAUGAGACGGGAGAGGCUGCCUUCCUCGUUUCUCGCGUCUCGCCGCUUCGCCGUUCGACGCUUGCGCGCGCGUGUACUCUCCUCACUAAAUCUGAAGAAAAAGAGAGGCUGCUCGCAGUCUGAUUUCGCGUCUAACGAUACAAAAUGAAUAUUUAGAUGUAGCUAUCGUCAGAUAAACGAUUAUCGUAACAAAGCAGCUCAUUUUAAACCCAAAGUUUUUGAAAGACGUUCUUGCAAUAUUAUGCGACCAAACUUCCUCUCUUAACUUAAAUAAAUUGCCGUCAUUUAACCUCGGUAGUAUUUAUAGCACUAAUGCUAGUGGGGCGGAGCAAAUGCCUGAAACAAAUAACUUGAAUAAUAAUAUAAAUAUUAAUAGUAAUAAUGACAGGGGUGCCAACUUUCCUCACUCGCAGCCAAUGACUGCAUUGCUGGGGAACCAGAGAGGUGAGAUCGGACAUCAGCCAAUGCGUGUAAAGGCGCACUAUGCUGCCGCUCAGUCCAUGUUUGAUCUCACCUCGCCCACCCAGACCAAAGAAAGCACAAAUCAGAUAGACGAUGACACCAGGGCUUACUGUCCCCUAGUCUUUUUGAACGGGUUAAUAAUAAUAAAUCAAACAUAACCUUUUAUUUUUCUGUUUCGUUGUUAUCUUUUAGGUUGAUCCAUACGCCGCAGCUUGUGACGAGUUUCUGAGGAGAACCCAGUCAGACCGGAGUGGCGGCCGUUACCGCAGUGGCCGACGGAGGUAGCAACAGAUACCUUCAACAAGAAUAUUUACUCGUGAAAGAAUCGUCUUGUAAUAUAUUUUGAGCAGCUCAAUGCUGUCCCAUUGAAUUCGGAUUGGAAUUUUUAAGUUUCUACGCAAGGCCUGUACAAUUGCUUCAGACUAAAUAAUUUGUAAUAAUUUUUAGUGGUACAGACAGUUGAGAAAUUUUCCUGUCUGAUUAAACAUUCGCUAAGAUCAAGCGUUCGAAACGUGUAUCUUCUUUUUUCUUUUCAAACUGUUAGUAAUAAAAAUGAAGAGCUAUGCGGAUGUGCAUAGUUAUCAGUAGAUUAAAAGUAAUGUGCGUU
This is a messenger RNA of Porites lobata, 17070 nucleotides long. Lineage: Eukaryota; Metazoa; Cnidaria; Anthozoa; Scleractinia; Poritidae. The record is from the annotation of a GenBank genome assembly.